CGCUCAAGGGAAAGAGAAGGGAGGGGGCGCGUGUAAGCAGGGGGAGAGACGAGCUCGCCUUCAUGGCCGAGAAGGGCAAAAUCAAGAGCUAGAUCAAUAAUUCAGUCGAAUCUUUUCAACAAUAAGUAACUAAAGAGCCUCAAAUCCCGGGCUGAGUCAUCCAGUCCAGUUCGAGCAGGAAGACGGCACUUUUCUGAAGGGCUUAAUUAUACGGGAGGCAACGAUCCUCCUUAAAAACUACAGAGAGAUCGAGACCUUGAUACCAGUAGGCAGGCAAAGUGGAAGGAAGGGAAACAAGACACGUCCAAUUUUCUUUAGAAAUAAAGUCGCAUUUGGAAAGAACUCUUUUCUUUUUUUAAACCUGUUAUAGUUAUGCUGAUGUUCUUAAGAGACUCAAUGAUUUGGCUCUACAGGGAGUGAAUUUUACAUUCUUAUACGUGGGAGGUUUGGGAUGGUUCUUCUUUUUUUAAAUCCCACAGUCCUGUUUCGAGAAAAAAAGAUCAGGGCUUGCUUAAAAUAGAAUCAAAAUCCAAACCGCCAGCUACUUCCGUCUUCAUCUGAGUGCGUGUGAAAUCGAAGGUAUCAGUUAUACUAUUGGAAACAAGACAGGAAGGGACAGAGCAAGUGGGAACGACGACUAGGAAUAUUUUUUUAUUAUUAUUAUCAUUAUUUCUCUCCUGCUUGCACCUCGGACAAUGUACCAGGACUUCCCGGCAAAUUUUGAUACCUCCUCUCGGGGCAGCAGCAGCUCUCCAGGGCAUCCGGAAACUUACUCGAGCAUCACAACUCAACAGAAAUUCCGGGUCGAUAUGCCAGGAUCGAGCAGCACAUUUAUUCCUACUCUGAACGCGAUAACCACCAGCCAAGACCUACAGUGGAUGGUUCAGCCCACUGUGAUAACCUCCAUGCCAAGUGCCUACUCUCGCUCACAUCCCUACAGCCAUGCACUGCCCAAUCUAUCUUCAGUUACUGGACACACAGCCCUACAGAGACCUGGUGUUAUUAAAACCAUUGGGACCACCGUGGGCAGGAGGAGAAGAGAUGAGCAGUUGUCACCUGAAGAAGAGGAGAAGCGAAGAAUUAGAAGAGAAAGGAACAAAUUAGCAGCAGCUAAAUGCCGUAACAGGCGCAGAGAGUUGACUGAGAAACUUCAGGCAGAAACAGAGGAGCUGGAGGAGGAGAAAUCAGUGCUGCAGAAGGAGAUUGCUGAACUAGAGAAGGAGAAGGAGAAGCUGAAGUUCAUGUUAAUGGCUCACAGCCCCAUGUGCAAGAUCAGCCCCGAGGAGCACCGAACCCCUCCACCCCAUAACCUCCAGGCCCUGCGGACUGGAAUGAGCGGUGCUGUGGUGGUGAAGCAAGAGCCUGUGGAGGAAGAGAUCCCCUCUUCCUCUUCUGAUCCUGAAAAAGGGCAGAGAUCUGUCAUUAAGCCUAUCAGCAUUGUUGGGGGGUUUUAUGGAGAAGAGCCACUCAACACACCCAUUGUGGUGACUUCAACUCCUGCUGUCACCCCUGGAACAUCCAACUUGGUCUUCACCUAUCCCAGUGUGCUGGACCAGGAGUCACCACUCUCCCCAUCAGAGUCCUGCUCCAAAGCCCACCGGAGGAGCAGCAGCAGCGGGGAUCAGUCCUCUGAUUCCUUGAACUCUCCAACUCUGCUGGCACUGUAACCCUUUAGCCACCACUCCACCCAGUUACUCUUGGGGGGAAAGCCCCACCUCAAGAUCAGAGACAGCACAAUGGCAUUCAAGCACAAGGCCAAGAAGAGCCAGGAAAGGAAAUGAUGUUGCUCCAGAUAUUUCCUGAGACAGGAAGAAUAGAACAAAUGAAAGCCAGAUCGGAGUGGAGUUGGUGAGCAGCAGUCACAAUCCCAGGACCCAAUGGUGAGGGGUUUCCCUCACUCACCAAGUACUACAGUGGAUGUGACCGUCAGUAAAUUGCUAGCCAUUUUCCUGUUAGGCUGAUGAAUGGACUGUCUGACCUGGCUCCUCCUCCUGCGCUAAGUAGUACAUUCCAGUUAGUUGAUCUCAUUUGGGCCUUAACAUUUUCUUGAUUUUUGUUGGAUACCAUGACAUUUCGAAAACUCUAAAGGCUUGCUGAACUGUUGCUGAUGUUGAGAGCUGCCUCCUGGGGAUUCUUGCCAUGGUUGGGUGGCUUUUGGUACAUGGUGGAAGUUUUAGGGGAGAAGGGAAAUUUAUUACAGGUCCAAAUGGUUGUUCAAAAGUUACACAUCCAGUGUCUUCAUUAGGGGAUGGGGAAAGUGUUGGGAAACUGGUUAACAAAAGAAGAGUCUCCUUGAAGACAAUAGAGAGCAGUGUGCUGUUUGUGUCUACAAAGGCUGUAUCUGCAACAUACCUUUGUCAGUGAGCCAGGAGUGGUGCCAAGAGGGCUGGGGAAAUGCCAGAGUGGGUUUCCACUAAGCCUUUGUCUCUGGCAUGAAGUCUUCUGUAAUUAGUGUUUGUCAAAUCUGUUGCUGGACCCUAUGUUUUCUUUCCUUUUGGCUGCCAGCCACCUUGGGUGUGAUGCUGCCUCCUCUGAAGUAUGCCAGGCUCACGUGCUGGUGCUGUUUCUCAAUCAAAGCCACCAGCUUCCAGGUUGCAGAUGGUUGCCUUUGCACAGUGCUACCAUUCUUCUCGUGAUUGAUCAGGAAAGGGGAUUAAUUGAGGGAGAAUGUGCAGGAAGCUAGCUGGCAGCUCCCUUGGAGAAUUUUUCCCCUUUGGCUGCAUUUCACUCAUCAGGGCCUGGCCAGGGUUGUGUGUAUUGCUGUCUGAUGGUAUCAUGCCAAGUUGGUCCUUUGCCCCUUUUCUGGUCCUAGAGACAACUGGAGAAAAAUGGACUGUCGCACCUUGCCUCCUGCUGCACUUGGUCUCCAAACUCUUAACUAAAUAUGGCUGUUGAAAAACCUGUGCUCACUACUGAAAAAGGCAGCAUGAUUCACUUCUGUACAUCCCCUGCAGUGCCAAGCAAAAACUUGUUUAAUGUAACUUUACUUAAAGAAUAUGCAGCUUUUUGCAGGGAUGCUCAUAGAUGACUUGGAGAGAGGUUUGCUAGAUCUUCAUGUGGUAGAAGACAGUUUUUACUCUAAAGCCUGUUCUUUGCAAAACACCUCAUUUAGCUCAAGUUAAUGACAAGCAUAUUAAUGACUGGGCUCUGCUUUAAUUUUCUUUUAUGUGAUCUCUGGGUGAACUAGGCGAGGAGGCUGAGGGAUUUUUGACCCCAUUGUGCUCUUCAGAGACCAGCUUUUUGAGUUUGGGCAGGACCAUCUUCAAACCAUGUUAGCUCCUAUAGUGAGCAUUCUUGCCUCCCUCCAAGCUUUGCCUUAACAGCUCCACUGAUGUCAGUGACCACAUUCCUGUUUAUUUUUAAUGCAUCUGGAUCACAGCCAUAUUUAAGAAUAUAAUGCUAGGCUAUUGGUACAUAGAGUUUCUAGCUAAUGAAAGUUUUUAGAAUGAUCUAGAUUGUUUUUUUUCCAAUAAGAAAAGUCAGAUUCAGUGACCUGAAUGAAUUCCAGGGAAUUUGAGUACUGUAAAGGUAGUGUUUCUUUCAAGUGGAGCUCAGCCCUUGGUUAUUUUGUGGACAUGUCUGUGUCAUUUUCUGGACAACAAUAGUGGCUUGCCUUCUUCAAGGAUGGUUUUGAACUCUCCACUCUAAUCUGCAACCCAGGUUUCCCUAGAGGUCUCCCAAAUCCUGACUAGGUCCAUCCAAACUCCACUUAGCUUCCAAGCCCAGAAAUGGCUGGUAAAUUUGUAUUAUCUAUUUUUGCCUAUGCUGGCCAUAGGGCGGGAAAUCUGGAUUAUUUCUGGCCACUGGUACUUGAGCUGAGUAUGUCUAACUGCCAAAUAUGCCCUAGACACUAUGUAACACUAUCAAGUUUCUCUUUACAGCAAUAAAAGCCAAACAUUUGCUUAUAGGGGGAAAAAAAGGCUGUACAAACUGAUUUUUCUAGCUGUUAUCUCCUAUAACACACUCUGUUCAUUGAAAUAAUUUAAACCAACCUUCCCAAUUAAUGCCCUACGUGCAACACCACGGUCUGAGCCAGAAGUCGUCUGGCAAACAAUGACAGUUUUUCUCUAAAUGUGUUGAGUUGUGUCAGGUUGAGGAAGGCUGAUGUAAACCCAGAAUAAAAAGUUUUGGCCUCUUCUUGCCAGCGCUUCUCUGCCUUAGUGGGUCAGAAAUAAAACUGUGUCAUGGCCCACUUGGCCCAGUCUCCAUCUUCUUAAGUGUUAAUGGAAAACUAAAGGGUAAAUAAAAUCAAAUAAUCUGACCUGCCAAGCUUGGAAGUUCAAGGAUUAUUGACAGAAGAGGAUGAUAUUCCAUGAAUUUUCUUGUUCUAUUAAGUGUGCAAAUAGCAUAGGUAUACAGUUGCAUGUUGAAUCUAUGAUCUUGCCAUCAUUCUGCAGAUAAACCCGCAGCUAAUACAUGCUUACCAAGGAGUGUUACUCCAGAAAACCUAGAGAAUUGAAGAAAAUACCUGAGUAGUGACCCUUUUGUUCUAGUUCAAUAAAGCAGCAGAUGAUGGUGCUAAGAUCAGUCAGUAGAUGAUAGGGGGAGUUUAUGGAAGAGUUGCCUUUAAAAAAUAUUCCAAGCUUGGGUGAAGGAACAGCAGUCCUAAGUGAUGUUUCUAGAUACCUAGACUUCUGUAAUUGGUUCUGGUAGUAGUCUCAGAUCUCUCUCCAGAUAAUUUUAGCUUGCUUCUUGUUUCUUUUUUAUACCAGUGGGUUUGUAUGCUCCUGUUGGAUGAUGGUUCCUAGCA
Molecule: messenger RNA, 4750 nt
Organism: Candoia aspera
Lineage: Eukaryota; Metazoa; Chordata; Lepidosauria; Squamata; Candoiidae
Gene: FOSL2
Product: FOS like 2, AP-1 transcription factor subunit
Exons: 4
Coding region: 696-1667 (323 amino acids)
Biological process (GO): regulation of transcription by RNA polymerase II
Cellular component (GO): nucleus
Molecular function (GO): RNA polymerase II cis-regulatory region sequence-specific DNA binding; DNA-binding transcription factor activity, RNA polymerase II-specific
Source: RefSeq, a predicted model, not a curated record